Molecule: messenger RNA, 1237 nt
Organism: Physella acuta
Lineage: Eukaryota; Metazoa; Mollusca; Gastropoda; Physidae
Product: phospholipid scramblase 2-like
Biological process (GO): plasma membrane phospholipid scrambling
Cellular component (GO): plasma membrane
Molecular function (GO): phospholipid scramblase activity
Source: RefSeq, a predicted model, not a curated record
CAGAGACUCUAGCACCAAACAUGGGUAAAAACAAGAAUGCCGUCACAGACCAGCCUGCUAAAGAAAUUCCAAUGAUGCCACGCCCCGCCCCCGUAGAAGGAUGUCCCCCGGGCCUUGAGUACAUGACCGCUGUGGACCAACUCAUGUGCAAGCAGGAGGUCAACUUUCUGGAAGUUCUGUUGGGGUUUGAGGCUGUCAACAAAUACAGAGUUUACAACACGCUAGAACAGCAAGUCUACACAUGUCAUGAAGAGUCGGAGCUAUGGAACAGGUACUGCUGGGGACCACAAAGAGGAUUUAUUUUCCACAUUUUAGACAACAAUAACGAGGAAGUGCUGGUCAUAGACCGCCCGUUCCUGUCAUGCAGAGGAUGUUUCUGUUGUGCUGACGGUUGCUGCCGGUACCCGAUCUACAUCCGGGACCGUGCCGGCACGGAUCUGGGGAUGAUCCGGAUGAUGCAGUCGUCAUGUAAACCCCACUUUGGCGUGUUUGACACCAACGAGACGAUGCUGUACGAGAUAUGGGGGCCUGUCUGUCCCUUCAACUGUGGCACGGAGAUCGUGUUUCCGAUCUGCAGUGUUAAAGAUGGUUCAGUCUGUGGGAAUGUCAGUAAAAUCUGGUCAGGAACUUUGAAAGAAUUUUCGACGGAUGCGGACACUUACAGCGUUACGUUUCCCAUGGAUCUGGAUGUCAAGCACAAGGCCUUGAUGUUUGCUUGCAUAUUCAUGAUUGAUUUUGCUGUGUUUGAAUCUAACAAGAACCAAUAGACAGGCGGGGUAAACAAAACACAUCGUGAAGAUAUUGUUGACAGUUCAUGUUGUUUUGUGAACUGAACUCAUGCCCUAGUGUUGUAAAUAAAAUAUUUUAAAAGUUGUAAGCCAUAAACCGUUUUAUAAGAAAAUAAUUAUAAACAUUAUAUUUUUUUUUACAAGAAAAGUAUUCUGAAGUAUAAACAUGUGAUUUUUUUACAGGCUAUUGUGUAGACCUACGUACGUGUGUGUGUGUGAGUGUGUGUGUGUGUGUGUUACUGGUCAACCUUGUAAACCAAACGUAAUUAAGUUUAAUAGAGCUAUUAGAAAAAAACUUAUGUAGAUAAGUUCAUCUUGGGUCAAAUCAAAUAUUAGAUUAGUAAUUAAAUAAUAAUUUAUAGUAAAAAUAAAAUAUCAAUAACAAAGGGGAGAUAACUAGUUGUGAUUUGGUGAGUUGGUGUUGACAGAUGUUGACUUUAACAAGUCUU